Messenger RNA from Cynoglossus semilaevis (tongue sole), 1099 nucleotides. RefSeq names its product leucine rich adaptor protein 1-like. Gene Ontology annotation, biological process: positive regulation of canonical NF-kappaB signal transduction; positive regulation of cytokine production. The transcript has 4 exons. Lineage: Eukaryota; Metazoa; Chordata; Actinopteri; Pleuronectiformes; Cynoglossidae. The record is from RefSeq and is a predicted model, not a curated record. The coding region runs from base 1 to 870 and encodes 289 amino acids.
AUGGGCUGUAAAAACGGUGUCAGCGGCGUCAGUAGUAGCAGCAGCAGCCGCCGCACUCGAAAGGAAAACAGCAAAGUGCUGUCCAGCGUGUUCAAAAUGGAAGAAAAUCACAACGUCUUGCUUCCCGAAUUGAAAGAGAUGGAAAACAAGGUCGGGAUGAAAACACCCGAGAUCCUCCUGAGCUGGAUGGGUGGAGAAGACGCCAACUUUGAAGAUGUGAACGACUGGAGAUGCCAUACGUCCGACUUCAGUGGAGACUUUUCGGACAGAAUCAGCAGUUUAAAACACGAACUGAGGUUGCUGCGUUCUGCUGAUGUGAAGAUCCUGCGACAGUUGGUGGCGGUGCACGAGGGUAUCGAGGCCCUACGAUGGCUGAUCGAGGAGCAAGGGGCCACGGUCAGUCUAGGGAGCAGCUUAUCAGGCAGCCUGAGCAGCCUCGUCACAGUGGUGGAACAAGCAUCCACAGGGAGCACCCUCGGGUCAGGCUCGAGUCCAACUUUCCCUAAAUAUUUGACAGAAACACCGGGCGAGGAUUCAGCAGGUCAACUGUCAGCGAAAUUUGACUAUCAUGAUUACGCUACGGAUAUGCCCAGUCCCAGUUUUCAGAUGUCUCAGCCCCAGAACGCUGAUCCGCUGUUGCCAAGAGACGUCAACACCACAGCUGGUACCAUCACAAGAGCUCUGCUCAGAUCAAGGAAGUCGAGAAAAGAAAAAAAAGACACCAGUGUCACGCACACUAAUUCUACAGACUCUCCAAAUAAUUACAAAACAAAAGAGGAGGAAAGAAUACCAAACAGAGAGGACGCGCUGCUGGUGUACGACACCCAGUGGUGCUGGAUGGAAUCAAAAGAUGAUGUGACAUAUUUAUGAUUUUUUUUUAAAUUAUUUUAUGUUCCCUUUUAUAUUCAUAUUCAAAAUGUGCAUGACUUCUUUCAUUUCUUUCAACGCAUACAAGCCCCUCGCAUACAGUAUACUGUAUACAAAUAUGUAAAUGAAGAACAAUUGGGGUAAAUUUUGUAUACAACAUAAGUCGUAUUAAAACGUGUUUUAUGCGGGGGAAAAUGGCGCAAUUAUUUUUUUUAAAUAAAUGCGUCAAUGU